AUGGCACCAAGAAAGAUUAUUAUAGAUACCGACCCAGGCGCCGACGAUGUUAUAGCUAUGCUUCUCGCCCUGGCCUCCUCGCCCGACGAGCUAGAAGUGCUGAUGAUUUCGGUGACUUAUGGUAAUGUGGUUCUAGAGGGCUGCUUGCGAAAUGUAGUCAGCAUGUUCCACGUUCUCGACCAGGAGAUGGAGUGGCGCAAGUCUAAAGGGAAAUCAUUAGGCUAUGAGGUUCUACGAACUUAUAAACCUAUUGUUGCUGUCGGCCCUGAGCAUGCUCUGGAAGAUGAGAUUUUAAUGGCAGAUGAUUUUCAUGGAGCUGACGGCUUACACGGUGUUCACGAAGCUCAACCUCACUUAUCACCGGCUGAUACUUGGAAAGCUCUUUUCAAGGAUGGACUUGAGGGAAAUGCCGAGGAUCCCUCAUAUUUAAAAUAUUUCACGCCGUCGAAAACGCCAGCACAUAAAGAGAUCCUGAGAAUCCUGAAGGAGGAGCCUGCUGAUACGGUCUCAAUAUGCGUCCUGGGCCCAUUAACUAAUCUAGCUCUAGCUGCUUCGGAAGACCCCGAAACUUUUCUCAAGGUCAAGGAGGUGGCUGUUAUGGGUGGGGCUAUAGAGUGCGAGGGCAACGUAACGCCAGUUGCUGAAUUCAACACCUAUGCCGAUGCCGUUGCUGCCGCUCGAGUGUUCGCUUUGACGUCACCGAACCCGGCUUCCACUAUGCCACCCGUACCCAAGGACAAGGCAACUCUACCGCCGUAUCCUGAAAAGCUUUCACGGCCCCUGAACUUGAGUCUGUUCCCACUUGAUAUUACUACACCUCAUCUCCUAAACCUAGGCUUCUUUCUGGAGAAGAUUGAACCGCAGCUCGCCGGCAAUAGCCCGUUAGGAGUAUGGAUAAACACUUUCAUGACUGGCAUAUUCCGUCAAAUUACCUCCAUCCUCGGUCCUGAGGUGGAACCGGGCCUAUCGCUUCAUGACCCUUUAACCGUCUGGUACAUGCUCACAGGAUCUGAUCCAGCGUGGAAGCUGGCAAAGAAUGCGCCAGAAGAUAUCCGUAUUGAGACCUCGGGACAGUGGACUCACGGAAUGCACGUUUCGGAUCGUCGCGGUAGAGCACGGCCCGACGGUGUGACGACUUUUGAGGUCCCUAGGGAUGAACAUGGCUGGCUCAGCUUGGUGAGGGGCAAUAGAAUAAACAGAUACGUUAGCAGUCCAGGCGAGAUGGAAUUUGCGCCAUUCCUAAUGGAGCGUCUGUUCGGGCGAAGAAGAUAG
This is a messenger RNA of Daldinia childiae, 1272 nucleotides long. RefSeq names its product Pyrimidine-specific ribonucleoside hydrolase RihA. Gene Ontology annotation, molecular function: purine nucleosidase activity. Bases 1 to 1272 code for a protein of 423 amino acids. The record is from RefSeq and is a predicted model, not a curated record. Gene Ontology annotation, cellular component: cytosol. NCBI's taxonomy places the organism in Eukaryota, Fungi, Ascomycota, Sordariomycetes, Xylariales, Hypoxylaceae. Gene Ontology annotation, biological process: purine nucleoside catabolic process. The transcript has 4 exons.